GACACAUCAAACAUGCGAUGAACAUUUUCUGAUAAAGGUACAGUUGCAUGUACUGCUCUGCCCUGCCUAUGCGCGUGCUACAGUGUUAGGUGUUGCGGUAAUUUAUUGUAGGUAAAUCACCCUGAAGAACAGAUACGAUUGAUUCUAAUUUUUCGUUUAUACGACUGCUUUCUGGAGGAUCUGAAAUUAUAUUUACUGUGGUCCAGGUCUUCUACUUCCCCAAUAGGUGCCACCUUCUUCACAAGAUAAGACAUAUCAAAACCUAUCACAUGACUACAGCUCUCUCGCGCACAGCCGUCUUCUACAGUCUUCAGGACAACCUGGCUAUCUUUAUCGCGCGCUCGGCACGGCAGCCAGAACGCGGCACAUACGCUGCUUGUUUGCGCGUUAUACCUGGUUUUGUGUCGGUACAGUCAUGCGAUGGAUGUUCUGUGGCAAUAUCAGUUCAGGAUCAUCUUGCUAGGGGACUCGACGGUGGGGAAAUCGUCCUUGCUCAAACGCUUCACCGACGGUGUGUACAGCGAUGUGGCGGACCCGACGGUCGGAGUGGAUUUCUACGCGCGCUCGCUUGACAUCGAACCUGGGGUGAAAAUUAAGCUCCAGCUUUGGGACACCGCCGGCCAAGAGAGGUUCAGGUCAAUCACAACCUCCUACUACCGGAACUCGGUGGGCGGGCUCCUGGUGUUCGACCUGACCAAUCGCAAGUCGUUUGAGCACGUGCGCGACUGGCACCGGGAGGUGAGCGAGCACGUGCUGCCGCACCACAUGGUCUUCCUCCUGAUUGGCCACAAGAGCGACCUGGGGCGGGAGCGGCGGGUGCCGCGGGAGGAGGCGGAGCGCCUGGCGGCGGCGCUGGGCGUGCGCUACGUGGAGACGUCGGCCAAGAGCAACAGCAACGUGGAGCGGGCCUUCCAGAUGCUGGCGCGGGACGUGUACGAGCUGAUGCGCUCCGGCGAGAUCGCCACGCGCGACGGCUGGGACGGCGUCAAGAGCGGCUUCAACGGCAAGAUCCUGCUGCCCGCCGACGAGGAGCCGGCGCCCGAGAGCAAGUGCCAGUGCUGAGCGGGCCACGCCCCUGUGCCACGCCCCUGUGCCACGCCCCUUGCCACCCCCCCCGCAGUGUUUCGACUCACACCCUCUCGACACUGUUCACCCCCUUUGCAACCCUCUGCUUCCUGUUCCGCACUGGGCCUCUGUCCUGUGACAUCAUCGUCCUGUGACAUCAUCAUCCUGCGACAAGGCCUCGGUCCUGUGACAUCAUCAUCAUCAUCAUCAUCAUCAUCCUGCGACAGGGCCUCAGCAGCCCGGAGGCCUGCGUCUCCAUGCUUCUCCUGCUGAGCCUCACGCGUGUGUCACGCGUGACAGUGUGGGGCGAGCCCCGUGCUCCUUAAUCUGUGGCCUGGGGUCCUCACCUGUGCGCCCCCGUGGGAUUAUCCUCAACGAGGCGCGGCUGCGACCUCGUCCCCGGGAUGAGCCGGUCUGGGGUCAGACAGUCGUCCGGUGGAGACGAGCUCCCCGUUUUUGGGGAUAAAAACUUUGGAGGGAACAUCUCGACGCCUCUUCUGGUGCUCUUGGCUGUACGGGACUUGCGAGCGCCUCGUGUCAGGUGAGCGGACGCUGUGGGGUCAGGGUGCGGUGGUGCUCCCCCUCCUGUGUCUGACUGUCUCCAGUGCUCUGACCUGAAUACACCGAGCUGUAAUCCCCCGGCAGUUUGGACUGUACCAUUACACCGACUGGAGAGGGGAGGUCAGAGUGUCUGUACAGAAGAGCUUGCACAUCGUAUCUAAAUAGUGCUGUUUUUUUAAUCAUUCCCCAACCCCCCAAUGUGGCGAUGUUGGUACAAGCUGUUUAUGUGCACACAAGCCAAAAUGUCGAUUGCUUCCAUAAUGCACUGCACGCUGUUCAGUCCGUCAAGAUGACGUGACAAUUUUUAAUCUUAAUGAUACCUGUCUUAGAGCAGUUUUAUGGAAUCUUAUUCACCUGGAGCCGUCUGUGUUCUGGAGUCUACCUGCACUACCGAGCCACCUGUAACCCAGGUCUAUAUAAACCACCCCGCGCUCUGUCCUGCUCAUGUUGAUCUCUAACUGAACCCUGAUUCAGCUCAGUAUAUAAACCACCCCGCGCUCUGUCCUGCUCAUGUUGAUCUCUAACUGAACCCUGAUUCAGCUCAGUAUAUAAACCACCCCGCGCUCUGUCCUGCUCAUGUUGAUCUCUAACUGAACCCUGAUUCAGCUCAGUAUAUAAACCACCCCGCGCUCUGUCCUGCUCAUGUUGAUCUCUAACUGAACCCUGAUUCAGCUCAGUAUAUAAACCACCCCGCGCUCUGUCCUGCUCAUGUUGAUCUCUAACUGAACCCUGAUUCAGCUCAGUAUAUUCAGCUCAGUGUUUUCACUGCUGUUAACCUGUGAGGCCUUGUUUAGAUGGCUUGAGUCAGGCUGGUUGUAUUGGAAUGACCAGAUUUCCUCCAGAUGAAUGAUCGUGAGUCAGCCAGAUCACACCCCCCCCCCCCACACACACACACACACGCACACACACACAUGCACACACACACAAGCUGCCUGCUGCCACACACACACACACACACACACACACACACACACACAUACUUUCUGUCUGAAAGGUGAAUACUGGUGGCCGUGUGUGUCGUGUGUGUCCAGGAGGGGGCUGCACUUUCAGAUCCUAAAAGGCGCUAUAUAAAUGCAGGUGAAGAGUGCGCCAGUGCUGUUAUCGCCCUCCCAGGUGACUCACCUUAACCUGUGAGCAGGGUUUGGAUCACAAGGUCCUCGUCAGGUGACUCAAUAACGAUAAUCACAGUGUUUGUGUAAUGUUUCAUCAGUGCCUGUUUGCCUAAGCUGCGUUGAUGCUCUGUUUCUUGGCAACACUCUGUCAGGAAAACGCGAAAGGUUCACAGGUUUUUUUCUCAGAAUAGCGCGGUGGUUCAUUUACACCUGGGCAGACAAAUUUGGGGAUACCAAACCGAAUUGACGCCUGCUAGUGCAGGGAGCUCCGGGGACUGGAAUCUCACCCGAGAAACAGGGUCCCCCAAAGAGAGGGUACCCCAUAGCCUCCCAGGAGUCGUGGUCGUGGUUGAGGUCUGUCGCUCAUUCGCAGAUCUCCAGCGGGCCCCUGGGGCUCAAGUGACAGGUGGCUGUGGUGCUGCAGGUAUCUCACCUGUAUGGGUGGCUGUGUGCCAGGUAUGGAAGCGCAGGGGCGGGGGGGGGGGGCUGGGCGGAGUCUCACCUGUAUGGGUGGCUGUGUGCCAGGUAUGGAAGCGCAGCGGGGGGUGGGGGGGGGGCUGGGCUGGGCGGGGCUCCCUGGUGGAUUGGGGACAGCGCCGCAGUGUAACUAUGAGGGGAAUGGGGUGUGGCGCGCUCAGCUCCUCCUGCGGUGGCGGGGGGUUGGCGGGACGCUGGGAGCCAGCUGUCCUCGCCUGCCCCUGUGACGGCGGAAGCUUCUGGAAGCCCUGUGAACACAGCGGGGGGGGGCGGGGGCGGGGGGGGGGGGGCUCCGGGUCCAAAGGUCUCCCGCCGUCUUCUGCCCGCGGUGUGUCGGGUUGACCCGGUUACCAUGGCGACGCCACUCCCUCUCCACGGCUGAACCGACGGGAAGAACAACAGGAAGACGUGCACUAACGAGGGCAAGGAGCAGCGACUGAGAAAGGGCUCAAAGGGAGCAGUGAAGAACACGACUACAACCCGGGAGUGACUCCUAAACCACAAUAACAUUUCCACAGCACUUUAGGACCUGGUCAAGACCAGGUCACAACUUCGUUUCGCUUUCAGUUUCAAUCAACUGAAAAUCUCCUCUGCUAUUUGCUGCCUCAGUGGUUCUCUGCUGGUGACCUUUGAACCUUCCUGAAAACCAGAUUCCGUUCUUUCCUGCCAGUACAUGGCCCGCUUUCGGGAAGCCACGGUCAGCUGUGACCUCAUGUGAUGUUUUGGAGUGUGUAACACAUUUUGGACUGCGUUAGUGUUCUAGAUUCCAUUUGCAGUGGGUUGCACUGUGCUGCUGUAUCACACCCGUGCUCGUGUCUGAUUGGUGGACAAGUGGAGAGAUUCUGUGGGCUACUGCACAUGCCCAGUGCGUCAUUCGCUCAUGAAGCUAGCUCCCUCCCCCACAGAGAGAGAGAGAGAGAGAGAGACCAUUCCCCUGGGUUUCCAUGGCUACUGUCCCUCAUACAGGCCGUAUGUUCAGGGGACGUUGUGCUUGGCUCGUUCCAGCCCCCUUUGCAAACACCCCAGUUUGGGGGGGCGGGGGGGACAGCAGGGUGAACCAGGGAACCUUUCAGAAGAUUUCACUCUGACAACGGCCUGUCAUGAGGCUCAGCCAUUUCUGGAAUUUUCUACGGAAGCGCAGAAACCGAGGCUUGCAUUUUGGAGACUCAGAACCUUCCAGAAAACCUGGGCUGCCUGACAAUAACAGCAGUUGUUUUCUUUUUUUGGUUGUUGUUUUUUUAAAGUCCAGUGACCGGUGACUCACGUCGGGCUGCUUGUGUGAAGGGCCGCUCUCGUUACGCCAGCUGGCUGCCUUACAUUUGGUCCGUCCGUUUAUUCAUUUGCAGAGGUCUGUUCUUCUCACCUCCAAGCCAAAUAAAGCACAUGCUCUCAGUUUCAGGCAGCUUGGUCUGCCAAUCAGAUUCAUAGUUCCCCCUGUCUCGGGCCUUUCUUACUGGCUGUAUGGUCAUGUUAGUGUUCUAUUAAUAUCAUUAAUAUGAAAAAAAACCCAGUGCUGUCAGCAGCCUCAUGCAGAGAGAGAGAGAGAGAGAGAGAGAGAGAGAGAGAGAGAGCGAGAGCGAGAGAGAGAGAGAGAGAGCGAGAGAGAGAGAGAGACAGAGAGAUGGAACAGUUAAUCAGUGUGAUCACUGGAGGUCUUUUGGCUAGCCUUGUCUCCAUAAUCACUAACCUGCAAUCUCAGCCAAGCUGCUAGUCACAGUAAUAGUCUGUAUUAUAUUUGACACUAUCCUACAUUGUCAUCCUUUUGUUUUUUUUCCACCUUUUUAUGAUAUAAUGUGUGCAAAUCCAGUUUAUUGCAACUUUGCAACCUGCUCCUUUUUGCAACCCUGCAAACAAUUAAUUAAACUAUUAUAUUUGGUGACAGGAAAUGACACGUGACUGAUUGACCUAAAAUGACAUGUCUACAAACUCCUGCGAUCACACUGAUGCUCAUAGUUUAGGAAGCAUCCUGGUCAUUUUCAGCACUGAACUUCAGCCCUCUAUGAUGUCACAGUGGCAGCAUGACAAUCUCCAUGGAAACCACUCAAGGUCUUUACCUCUUCACCUCUGUGAUAGACAUUGGGUGCUGAACUGGCUUCCUGCUGAUGCACUCUGAAAAAUAUUGCUGUAAUGUUCUCUCAACGUUAUACUGCAACGUCUUUGGGGAUAAUGUAAAGCUUUGUCAGGAUCUGAACCAUAGAAAGAAAUAUUUGAACCGAAUUGUCAUUAUUCUGGCCCAAAGUGUCGAUGCUCAGUGGUAGCAGGUUUUGUUUUGUUUUUUAAUCUCCAUUGUUUUCAUGUUUGGGGUGUUGGGAAUGACACUGAGAUGACAUAUCUCAUACCCAGUCAGAGAAACAGGGUUAACCCACAGGCUUCCUAGAAGCCGGCGGCUUAUGUUGAUUGUAAUGUGCGCCCUCUUGUGUUAGGCUUACAGUAUUGCAAAUGACCUCAUUUUAAUUCAUGAACAGAUACUGGAAUUCUCAUUGUGAUUGUAAAGGCACAUAUCUGCUAAUGUCUAUAGCAAAUUUUUGAAAGUAUAUUUGAGCACAUUUUUAUUUUAGAAUAAAUGCUACUCAUACUCAACCAUACUUGAAAUUAUGUCACUUCUAAAAGCAAAAAAAAAACAAAACAAAAAAAAAAAAAAACGUUUACCAAGUAAUAAGAGUGAAAUGUAAAACUCAAAAGUGAAUAUCUUAAAGGCAUGAGAAUGACAGUUACUAAUACAGUCUUUAUUAUUGUUAUCAUGUGGUAAUGUGCCGGAGAAGCAUCGCUUAGCUUAGCUCGGUUGGGGUGGUUGGGGUUGUUGGGGAGGGGAGAAAAACAGGGCAGUUGACCUGUGAUAAAGCCCCUGUGUGUUCCAAAUAUCAGGGAGGGGACUGGGGGGGCGGGGGGGGGGCAGUUUACCUGGGCUGGGGGGCUUUCAGAAGCACUCAGAACAGAACUUGUGUUUCGAUCACUUUGUGGGCUCUUUGAUUUGCACUGCCAGUCCUUCCUCCCGGGCUCUGUAGAAUAAACGCUGAGAUAUUCACA
Messenger RNA from Anguilla rostrata (American eel), 6242 nucleotides. RefSeq names its product ras-related protein Rab-39A-like. Lineage: Eukaryota; Metazoa; Chordata; Actinopteri; Anguilliformes; Anguillidae. The transcript is spliced from 2 exons. The record is from RefSeq and is a predicted model, not a curated record. Gene Ontology annotation, cellular component: Golgi apparatus. Bases 421 to 1062 code for a protein of 213 amino acids. Gene Ontology annotation, biological process: Rab protein signal transduction; vesicle-mediated transport. Gene Ontology annotation, molecular function: GTPase activity; GTP binding.